AUGGCUGUUGAAGAAACUGACACCCAAGUGAUCUUGACACAUCCCAACAAUGACAAAACAACCGUGAAAAUCCUCAAGUACGGUGCCACGGUCAUCUCAUGGAAGGAGAAUGGAGUAGAGCAACUUUGGCUUUCGGAAGGCGCCAAAUUGGACGGUUCCAAGCCAGUCAGAGGUGGUAUUCCUCUCGUCUUCCCUAUUUUCGGCAAGCAAACCGAUCCUAGCCACCCUACCGCGAAAUUGCCCCAGCACGGCUUUGCAAGAAACUCCACUUGGGAAUUUUUGGGUCAAGUCAGCGAAAGCCCCGUUGCAGUUCAAUUUGGCUUGGGGCCAGAGAAUGUGGACCCGGAAUUGUACAAGCUUUGGGCUGACGGCAAAAAUGACUUCACACUUAUUUUGACUGUGACUUUGUCGGAGGACAAUCUCAGCACCAAGAUUGAGGUGGAAAACACUGGAAAAAACGACUUCGAGUUCAAUUGGUUGUUCCACACUUACUACAGAGUCCAAGAUGUGACAGACUCCUUGGUGACCAACUUGAUGGAUUCUACUUGCUACGACCAGUUGCUUGGCGAAACUUAUACUGAAAAGGCACCAAUGCUUCAGUUCCACGAGGAAUUCGAUAGAAUAUACAAGCAGGUGGAUCUGCACAAGGUCAUCCAGAUUGUGGACAAGGGAAAAGUCUUAUUGACCUUGGAAAGAGACAACUUGCCUGAUGCCGUUGUGUGGAACCCAUGGAUCAAAAAAUCGGAAGGCAUGGCCGACUUCCAGCCAAAGAAAGGAUACUUGAACAUGUUGUGUAUUGAGCCUGGCCAUGUGAGCUCAUUUGUCAAGCUUGCCAAGGGAAAGAAGUGGGCAGGCGAGCAGAAGAUGACACCAUCCGGCGAAAUCAAUGUUCAAACUAACAUUUAUUCUGUUUAG
Messenger RNA from Clavispora lusitaniae ATCC 42720, 915 nucleotides. RefSeq names its product glucose-6-phosphate 1-epimerase. Gene Ontology annotation, biological process: carbohydrate metabolic process. Gene Ontology annotation, cellular component: cytoplasm. Gene Ontology annotation, molecular function: carbohydrate binding; glucose-6-phosphate 1-epimerase activity. The record is from RefSeq and is a predicted model, not a curated record. NCBI's taxonomy places the organism in Eukaryota, Fungi, Ascomycota, Pichiomycetes, Serinales, Metschnikowiaceae.